AUGGCGUUGGUCUCAGCUGCGCCUUACUUGGCUUUGCUUUCAGAGCUGGACCCUUCGUUGAAGCUGUAUGCUUUAUCGUCUUUGAAUGAAGUUGUUGACCAGCUUUGGGCAGAGAUCGCCAACAACCUCCAGGAAUUGGAAGACCUUUACGAGGACCCACUGUUUGAAAAGAGAUCUUUGGCUGCUCUCGUUAUUUCCAAGGUCUACUAUAACUUGGGUGAUUACGAUGCUUCAGUGAAGUAUGGUCUCCGAGCCGAGAAUGACUUUGACUUUGAAGAGAAGUCUCAAUACAUCGAAACUAUUGUGUCCCAAUGUAUCAACAUAUACUCCAAAUUGUCCCAGAAGAAGUACUUGGGCGAGGAAGCUACUAUCAGCCCCCAGCUUACUUUGAUUUUCGAAAAAAUGGUGGCCAAGUGUGUCGCAGCAAACGACUUGAAACUCGCCUUGGGAAUUGCUUUGGAGAGUUUCCGUUUAGACAUAAUCAACGACAUCAUCAAGGAUGAAUCUAAUCGUGAUGGUGAAUACGGAUUGGCUUUGAUCAACUACGUGUUGGUUUGUGCCAAUUCUGUUGUCUCCAACGGUAUCUUCAGGGUAGACUUAUUGAACACCUUGAUCGACUUGUUAUUGUCAUUGAAGGGCCACCAAGACUUCUUCACUGUUUUCAAGAUUAUCAUCCAAUUGGGUGAUGCCAACUUGGCCGUCCAGGUUUUCAAACAACUUAUUGCCAGGGACGAGAAAUUGAUUGCAUACCAAGGAGCUUUUGACUUGGUCAGUUCUGCAUCUCAAGAAUUGGUGGAGUCUGUGGCAAAAGAAUUAUCUGCAGAUGAAUCUUUCGAUGCUACUAAGCCCGUGCAAGCUAGAUUACUCCAUGUUCUUUCAGGAGUCCCUACAUGUGACUUAGAUAUCACCUUCUUGUACAAGAACAAGAAUAUCGACCUUACUAUCUUGAACAAGACCAAAAAUCUUUUGGAAGGCAGAAACUCUAUCUUCCAUUCCGCAGUGACUUUCGCCAAUGCUUUCUUCCACAUGGGUACUACUGAUGACUCUUUCUUUAGAAGAAACUUGGAAUGGCUUGGUAAGGCCACUAACUGGUCGAAGUUCUCCGCCACUGCUGCCCUCGGUGUUAUCCACAAGGGUAACCUUUCUCAAGGCCGUAAUAUCUUGAAGCCUUACUUGCCUGGCUCGAAUGGUGCUUCUCACACAAAGGGUGGUUCCUUGUUCGCCUUGGGUUUGAUCUUUGCCGGCCAUGGUAGGGAAACAAUUGACUACUUGAAGCUGUUCAUCGACGAACAAGGCAAUGCUGCAGGCAGCCAUGAUACUGAUGUGAUGUUGCACGGUGCUUGUCUCGGAAGUGGUGUUGCUGGAAUGGCAACCAACAGUGAAAGUCUUUAUGAAGCUUUGAAGGUCGUUUUGUAUUCUGACUCAGCAGUUUCAGGCCAAGCUGCCGGUCUCGCAAUGGGAUUGGUUAUGUUGGGAUCUGGCAAUGAGGAAGCCAUCAAUGACAUGUUCACUUAUGCUCAAGAAACUCAACACGAAAACAUUAUUCGUGGAUUGGCCAUUGGUAUUGCUUUGUUGAACUACGGCCAGGAAGAUAAGGCAUUACCUAUAAUAGAUAAGCUUCUCGAUCAGGAGAGCCCAAUCUUAAGAUAUGGAGGUGCUUUCACUAUUGCCUUAGCAUACGCGGGUACUGGUAACAACGGUGCCAUCAAGAAACUUUUGCAUUUUGCUGUCUCUGACCCAUCUGAUGAUGUCAGAAGAGCCUCUGUUAUGAGUUUGGGCUUCUUGCUUGUCCGUGAUUAUCAUGCUGCUCCUCAAAUUGUCGACUUAUUAUCUCAGUCCCAUAACCCACACGUUCGUUACGGUACUGCCAUGGCUUUGGGUAUUUCUUGUGCCGGUAGAGCUUUGCCAGCAGCCAUCGAAGUUUUGGAACCAUUGACUAGAGAUGCAGUCGACUUUGUCAGACAAGGUGCAUUGCAAGCCUCUGCUAUGAUCUUGAUUCAACAGAACGAAAACCUCUAUCCAAAGGUUAAGGAGUUCACUAACUUGUAUGCUGAUACUGUUAAGAACAAGCACGAAGAUGCUUUGGCCAAGUUUGGUGCUGCCACCGCUCAAGGUAUCAUCGAUGCUGGUGGAAGAAAUGUCACCAUCAACUUAGAAAACGGUAACACCAACACAUUGAAUGUCAAGGCCAUUGUUGGUCUCGCGGUGUUCGUUCAGUCUUGGUACUGGUUCCCAUUGGCACACUUCUUGUCACUUUCAUUCGCCCCUACGGCCAUCAUCGGUGUCAAGGAAGAUUUGAAGGCUCCACAAUUUGAGUUGAAUGUUCACAGCUCUCCAGAUUACUUCCAAUAUCCACCAAAGAUCGAGGAGGCAAAGGAGAAGCAGCCUGACAAGGUCGCCACGGCUGUGCUUUCAACGACAGCAAAGGCUAAAGCCAGAGCUAAGAAACAGCAGGCCAAGAAGGAAGAGGAAGAAGGAAAGACUGACGACAUGGAUGUCGAUGAAGAGAAGGUCACUGUCAAGAAGGAGGAGGCUAAGCCCGAAAAGGUUGAACUGAAGAAGGCUGAGAAGAAAGAAGACAAGAAAGACGACAAGAAGGACGUGAAGGACGAAAAGACCGACAAGAAAGAUGAAAAGAAAGAGGGCGACGAGAAGGAGGAAGAACAGCCCAUUGCCAACGAGCAAGUGGUGAUCAGAUACCUGAAGACCCCAUACAAAAUCAGCAACUUGUCCCGUGUUUUACCCGCCCAAGUCAACUACGUGUCGUUCAUCAAAGACGACCGUUUCGUGCCUAUUCGUCGUCACCGUGGCUUUGGCGGUAUAAUCGUGUUGCAAGACACGAAACCUGACGAAAAGGUGGAAAUUAUCAAGACCGUGAGGCAAUUGAACAUGACGGAAGCACCCCUUCCGGAGCCAUUCACGUUGAGCGGAGAAGACCUAGAAGACGACGAGUGA
Molecule: messenger RNA, 2955 nt
Organism: Candidozyma haemuli
Lineage: Eukaryota; Fungi; Ascomycota; Pichiomycetes; Serinales; Metschnikowiaceae
Gene: RPN2
Product: proteasome regulatory particle base subunit
Exons: 1
Coding region: 1-2955 (984 amino acids)
Biological process (GO): regulation of protein catabolic process; proteasome-mediated ubiquitin-dependent protein catabolic process
Cellular component (GO): proteasome complex; proteasome storage granule; proteasome regulatory particle, base subcomplex
Molecular function (GO): enzyme regulator activity
Source: RefSeq, a predicted model, not a curated record